ACACCAACAGAUCAUAAGGUACAAAGAAGUCAACCAUUACACCAACAGAUCAUAGGGUACAAAGAAAUCAACCAUCACAUCAUCAAUAAAGAAAGAAAACAGUAUCUUCAACCUAUGACUAUAUAUCAAUCUUAUAUACCCAAAGGAUACAACUUUUCCUUUAGGAAAUACAAUCUGGUACACUCAGGUUUUGCACUGAGAGUUUCACACAAAAACCUUGCUCCUGUUGAUAACCUUCUUGUCAUCAACAUGUGUGUUAAAAUACUUAGUUGGAUAACAAGUCUCUCAGAUAUGUUACCAUGGUAACUUGUCUGCACCCAAGCACAACACUUUGAACCAAUCAAAAUAUGUUAAUGUUUGUGUAUGCAAACAAUUUCAUGAUAUGCAGAUAACAUAGAACAUGAAAG
Molecule: messenger RNA, 407 nt
Organism: Owenia fusiformis
Lineage: Eukaryota; Metazoa; Annelida; Polychaeta; Sabellida; Oweniidae
Source: the annotation of a GenBank genome assembly